Messenger RNA from Emiliania huxleyi CCMP1516, 645 nucleotides. RefSeq lists its product as hypothetical. Lineage: Eukaryota; Haptophyta; Isochrysidales; Noelaerhabdaceae. The transcript is spliced from 2 exons. The coding region runs from base 1 to 645 and encodes 214 amino acids. The record is from RefSeq and is a predicted model, not a curated record.
AUGCUCCUCGCGCUGACUCUCGUCUCGUCACGGGGCCUCACAUCGCCGACCGCUCCCGUUUUCGCAUCUCCGCUCCGCUGUGCUGGGGUGCGCUGCAGUGAUCCCGAGCGGAAAGCGGUGUUCUCAGAGGAGCGUUCCGAGAGUGUCAAGGCUGGCGGUAUCGCCUCGCUGACGGGCACGAUGGCCUCCGCGCCUGUGAAGGCGUCGGCGGUGCUCGCGACGUUGCCCGUGAAGGCGACGGCGCUCGCCAGCUGGCAAAUAAGCACGUGCGUCUUUGCGGUGCAGCUCUUUCUGUUUGGCAUCGUCUACCGGUGCACGGUGCGAUGCGACGACAACGACGCGCUCCGGCAGGGCGCGGUCGGCGCGGCGGCGCUGUGCCGUGCUCUCGGCCUCAUGCAGACGAACAACGCAUGGACGGGCGACAUGUGGCUUCAGCUAGGACUCUCGUUUGGCGAAUCGGCGCUCGCAUUCGGUGCCCCCCCCCCCCCCCCUCUCCCCCGCCCCGCCGCCGCUGCGUUGCCGCCGCCGCGCUUCUACCGCGACGAAACGCCGCCCUUCGACUACCGAGACGGCUACCGGGACGGGUACGACGGCCCUCCUCCCUAUGAGUACCCUGAGGACCUCGAGGACCCCGUCGUACGAUGA